Molecule: messenger RNA, 644 nt
Organism: Humulus lupulus (European hop)
Lineage: Eukaryota; Viridiplantae; Streptophyta; Magnoliopsida; Rosales; Cannabaceae
Product: nuclear transcription factor Y subunit B-4-like
Exons: 1
Coding region: 24-506 (160 amino acids)
Biological process (GO): regulation of transcription by RNA polymerase II
Cellular component (GO): CCAAT-binding factor complex
Molecular function (GO): RNA polymerase II cis-regulatory region sequence-specific DNA binding; protein heterodimerization activity; DNA-binding transcription activator activity, RNA polymerase II-specific
Source: RefSeq, a predicted model, not a curated record
AUUCAUUAUAUACUAAGAUAAUAAUGGAUAACCUAAUCGGAGCUGGUUCAUCCAACAAUGGAUCGGACGGUGUUGAUAAGUUACUGGACCAAGAUCAACGGUUGCUACCGAUAGCCAACGUGGGGAGGAUCAUGAAGCAAAUACUGCCACCAAACGCAAAGAUCUCCAAGGAAGCGAAGGAAACCAUGCAAGAAUGCGUGUCGGAGUUCGUGAGCUUCGUGACGGGGGAGGCCUCCGACAAGUGCCGUCGUGAGAGGCGGAAGACGGUCAACGGCGACGACGUCUGCUGGGCUCUGGCCGCCUUGGGAUUCGAUGACUAUGCCGGCCCUUUGAAGAGGUACUUGCAUAGGUAUAGAGAGCUAGAAGUUGACAGGUCUUCCUCUAUUAUAAACAAUAAUCAAGAAAAUAAUAAUAAUAGUAACUUGAUGGUGAUGAGGUUAAACGACGAAAAUCUUCGUGCGUUUGAAGACCAUGGCCGUCGAAACGACGACGAUGCAUGUCAAUGAUAUUAUGGAACCCAACCCAGGUAAUCAUGAACAACCCAAAGAUUCUUCAAUUCUUUUAUUUUUGUCAUAAAUAAAAAUACUAAUUAGUAGCUUAAUUAGUUUUAAGUACUCACGCGGAUUAGAGUCUGCGUCUUUGAA